UCCACUCUUUUUCAGAAUCGGUGAAAGAGUGAUUCAUGCUGGGAGGUGCAAUGUAUAGCCUGGAAGGAGGGUCAAAUUUACACUCUGUGAGCUUUACUCAGCCACAUCAGCGUAAAGAUAAUUCUCAGAUAAGAAAGUGUGUUGUCACUGAAACCGGUAUAAAAGGGAGACGUUGGGUAAAGCUGGCCAUCAUUAGGAUCACAGCAAAUCCAUCAUCAUGACUUUCAAUGGUUCCUGGAAAGUUGACCGCAAUGACAACUACGAGAAGUUUAUGGAACAAAUGGGCAUCAACAUGGUGAAAAGGAAACUGGCUGCUCAUGACAACCUGAAGAUCACCCUGGAGCAAACUGGUGACAAGUUCAUAGUGAAGGAAGUUAGUGCUUUCCGCACGCUGGACAUCACUUUCACUCUCGGCGUCAACUUUGAAUAUUCUCUGGCAGAUGGCACUGAGCUCAGUGGAUCCUGGGUCAUGGAGGGUGACAUGUUGAAGGGCACCUUCAAUCGCAAAGACAAUGGAAAGGCGCUCAUAACAACUAGGAAGAUUGUUGAUGGUGAACUUGUACAGACCUAUAACUAUGAAGGUGUUGAUGCCAAGAGGAUUUUCAAAAGGGGUUAGAACUGUAUUGGGACAAUUUAAAACUGUUUAGUGUUAACACUGAAUAUUUUACAGGAAUUGCCAGCCCUGUAUUUAAUGUAUACAAAGUAUGGUUAAAAAAGAAGGUGUGUGCAUGUAAACCAUGUUUCAUUUGCACUGAGUUUUGAUAUUCAAAGCCUUUUGUGAACUGUUUUCUGUUCUGUGCUGCAUGUUGUGUACCUAAUAAAAAACAGAAAUGCAUUA
Messenger RNA from Triplophysa dalaica, 838 nucleotides. It is a transcript of the gene fabp2, whose product is annotated as fatty acid binding protein 2, intestinal. Bases 218 to 616 code for a protein of 132 amino acids. NCBI's taxonomy places the organism in Eukaryota, Metazoa, Chordata, Actinopteri, Cypriniformes, Nemacheilidae. Gene Ontology annotation, cellular component: nucleus; cytosol. Gene Ontology annotation, biological process: fatty acid transport. The record is from RefSeq and is a predicted model, not a curated record. Gene Ontology annotation, molecular function: fatty acid binding. The transcript has 4 exons.